Messenger RNA from Gigantopelta aegis, 1948 nucleotides. RefSeq names its product sodium-coupled monocarboxylate transporter 1-like. The record is from RefSeq and is a predicted model, not a curated record. Lineage: Eukaryota; Metazoa; Mollusca; Gastropoda; Neomphalida; Peltospiridae. Gene Ontology annotation, biological process: transmembrane transport; sodium ion transport. Gene Ontology annotation, molecular function: symporter activity. Gene Ontology annotation, cellular component: membrane. The coding region runs from base 26 to 1948 and encodes 640 amino acids. The transcript has 17 exons.
AGUCACCACGACAAUACAUACAACCAUGAUAGAAAAAGCGCGAUUCGCAAUUGCCGAUUAUGUCGUGUUUGGCCUCAUGUUGGCCAUUUCAGCCGGAAUAGGUAUAUUCCAUGCCAUUACUGGCGGAAGACAAAAAAGUACUCAGGAGUUUUUAAUGGCGAAUAGGAGCAUGAACUUCCUUCCGGUUGCGCUUUCUGUGUUGGCGAGUUUCUUCUCGGCGUCCACCUUGCUUGGUACCCCUGCUGAGAUCUACCAGUUUGGAACCAUGUAUUGGAUUUCUGUUUUCAGCGCCGUCAUGGCACCCAUAACUGGCGCCUUCUUGUUCGGACCAAUGUUCUUCCGACUCAAAGUGUUGAGUGUGUUCGAGUACCUAGAAAUGCGCUUCAAGUCGAGGUCGAUACGUCUGUUCGGCGCCUUCCUUUUCGUUCUGCGAGCAGUAAUCGGUAUGGGGAUAGUACUGUACGGACCUUCCACUGCACUCAGUGCUGUGACAGAUUUCCCAGUCUGGGCCAUCAUCAUCAUGGUUGGAGUUGUCUGUACGUUCUACACAGCCAUUGGCGGAAUGAAGGCUGUUAUUUGGACUGAUGUUUUCCAAACAGUGAUUAUGCUUGCUGGGAUGUUGGCCGUUCUUAUACAGGCGUGUAUAAAGGUUGGUGGAAUAUCUGAAGUCUGGAGAAUUUGUGAGGAGGGUGGACGUAUUUCAUUCUUCGAUUUCAACACGGACCCUCACAUACGUCACACGUUCUGGACGCUGAUUGUGGGGAUCUACUUUGUGUGGUUGCCGCCCUACACAGUCGAUCAACAGAUGGUGCAGAGGUUCUCCUCCACCAAGUCGCUCAAACACGCCAAGUGGGCCUUGUUGUGUAACGUACCCGGAAUGUUUAUCUUGAUCACACUGUGUUCUGUGACGGGACUGACGCUGUACGCUUACUACACGGAGUGUGACCCGCUCAAGGACAAGAAAAUCUCAAACCCUAACCAGCUUCUUCCAUUCUUCGUUCUGGACAUCCUCGGUCAUCUGCCCGGUCUCCCCGGUCUGUUUGUGGCGUCUCUGUUCAGUGGAGCUCUUAGUUCUGUAUCAUCCAUGCUUAAUUCAUUAGCCGCUGUGACUUGGGAGGAUUUCCUCAAAAUCCGCUACUCACAUAUAUCAGACUCGAAGGCAACGGCAAUUACCAAGGUGUUAGCUUUGUGUUACGGAUGUGUGGGAGUGGGUUUGGCCUUUCUAGUGGCGCAGCUUGGUGGGACAGUUUUACAGGCCUCAUUGACGUUAAAUGGAGCGAUCGGAGCUCCACUAGUGGGGAUUUUCAUCCUUGGAGCUUUCUUUACCAGCACCAACUGGAUCGGCACACUGGUAGGUGGGGUGUGCGGUCUGGCGUUUGCCUUGUGGUUGAGUGUGGGCGCCUACCUGACAACACCGCUCGACUUUAAACUCCCCACUUCAACAGACGGGUGCAACGUCACCGCAAACAUAUCUGUCACCAUGGCAACAAUGAUGAGCACCAUGGCAACGAAUAUGACGACAACAACACUGUCACCAAGUGAUCCAGCAAGAUUACACGGUUUAGAAAAGUUGUAUGGUUUGUCGUACCUCUGGUUCAGCGCGCUGGGGAUCCUCACCACCGUCUUCGUCGGUCUGUUCGUCAGUUACGCCACAGGAGCUACAGAUCCAAAAGAUGUCGACGAUAACUUACAACUCAAGUUAUUUCAACGGUUUUUCUCCUGUCUCUGCUUCCCGCCAUCUCUCGAUGAAAAGGAGAUACAGAUGGAGAAGGUAAAAAAGGAUCUGGAAAAAGAAACGAGUUUUACAACGUGGAGUAUCUCGGUAUCGCUUGAACCCGGGAUACACGGAUCCUACAGUGUUUGUCGAGUAAUCAUUUCCCAUGUGGGGUCAAACCUUCGAGAGAAACACAUAAUUGCACCCGAUGCCGACCUCCUUGCGUUGGUAUAG